UUAUUUAAUAGUUUUCCACGUGUGUAUAACUGUAUCUUUGUCAUAUUUUCAGUUUGCAGCAGAUCAAGUCUGAUUUCCACGUUGGCAGAGCAAUGAAAAUUCAAAACUGGAUCACUGUUGUCACAUAGCGCAGCCCAUACAAGACGGGAACCUUAUUUACAGCCAAAAGUGGUGUUUUUGCAGUAAUGCUUCUCCGCGUAUGCUGGAAGCUCAUGUUUCUGAAACCGCAAGAGAGACAAGGUAGCCAUCUGAAAGAAUGCUUCCUUGUUAAUCAGCAUUGCCUCAGGCUGCAUCCCAAUGAAGAACUGAACAAGCAAAUUCUAUUAAAGGAGGCAGCCAUGAAUAUGCUCAACCUUGAAAUACAUUGUGUAUAGCUCGUCGUGGGGUAGGAGGAUAGCUCAAUGCCCUACUUAAUGUUCAAAGGUUUGAGAAAUGAGACAAAAAUGGUAGGUCUGCCAUCAAGAAACUGGAUGAAAAUUUUGAAAAUCCUCUGUUCUGGGUCUAUUGCAGGUCUGAUACACACUUGAGUGAUCACAGUAACUGCUGGAUAUUCAGUAUUCAGUCCAAUAUUUUUGAAGUGAUUGAUCCAUUUGGGACUCAAAAGUUAUAGGAGUGUUUGGAUUAGUUGUUUUGAUACAAUUGCUAGCUAAUAGUCAAUAUUUAAUGGUUAAUAAUUAUUAUUAUUUAUAAUGUAAAGUAUAUGAACCGUUUAAUUAGAGUGAAUAAAUGAUAGUUAUUUUC
Molecule: messenger RNA, 741 nt
Organism: Rubroshorea leprosula
Lineage: Eukaryota; Viridiplantae; Streptophyta; Magnoliopsida; Malvales; Dipterocarpaceae
Source: the annotation of a GenBank genome assembly